UUCUCGGGUUUUUCUCUGGCUACCUGUCUGUGAGUUUUACUUGGACUUCACGAACGAGGAUUGAUGCACAGUCCAGGCAACCGGCAGCACCUCCAAGGCCAGCUAGUGACCUGAGGUCCAACAGCCUCCCCUCGACCCUCGGCCGGAGGCUGGCUCCCGCCCACACGGGUCUCCCCCUGCCUGGAGCGGUCCAGUUCCAGCCGGCUCUUUCUCUCCGCCCUCGGUCUCAGCAGUUACUGUAGAGAGGGCUGACUAGGAGAAAAGACCAGGCUCCUGCCGGAGCUCAGAGAGAGCUCCAAUUCCCGCCAUCCCUUCCUCCGGGACAGGGCCUUGAGGGGACCCCCAACCCUGCAGGAGUGAGGACCGGCUUCUAGAGCGACAGGGGCCCUGGAGAGCAGGUGCCCGGCGGGAGGGCCAGGCUGCCCCGGGACCAGGCUCCAGGCAGGAGGUGCAGGAGCCGGGCUGCUCAGGAAAGGGGACACUCUGAGAGAUGCUGCUGCAUUCCUGCGGUCCUACUGCACCCGGUGGAGCAGUCUCAGUCAAGGUGGCGUGGAUGAGUGGGUGAAAGAGGAUGUGCCCCCAUCUGAAGCCUCUGGAGGGUCCUGGCCUGGCAGCUGAGUUCUUUUUGGACUUGGGGCAGCAGGUGUAGCUGCAGAGCUCGUGAGAGAGUGGCUUUCCUAGCUUUUACUCACCAAACUGGUUGGGGUUUGGGGACUCUAAAGGGAACUUGGGGAAAGAUAACCUGGCAGAAAUGGAAAGGAACCCCCAGAACCUUCUAGAAUCUAUUAACUGGAUCCCCUCUUACUGCUCAGAGCACAGAGGGAGGCUGUGAUCCGAUUAAGCUUUGGACCCACUUAAGUAAAACAACACAGCUCAGCAAGCAGCUCCUGCAUUUGAGCCAGACAGGAGGAUUCAAAGGGAGAGAGUUGCUGCAUAUUUUACUCUGAGAUCCAAGGAGAUAUAAGAUAAGGACACUGGCUUUCCCUUCUAAUAAUGCCAGAUCUGGAAGAAGCAUGAACCAUUUUAAGCAUCUAAGAGGGUUCUUGAAGCAUAGGAGUUGGUGGCAAACCCUCCCAGUGCAGGUAAGAACAGUUGCAGCAUCCAGCUGAGCACGUCAGUGAGCAAGGACUUGGGGCUGUUCCUGUCCCCUGGCAGCAGUGACCUCACCAGGAGCAAAAGCGUCCCUCAGUUGUGAGAUUUGACAGAAUGAGGUGUGCCGGGGAAACAACUCACUGGAACUUGGCCUUUCCUGCCUGUCCCCACAUCCCCCAAGAGGCCCCAGACCACUGAGUCAAUGAUGGCCGAGAAAGGUGACUGCAUUGCCAGUGUCUACGGGUAUGACCUUGGAGGGCGCUUCGUUGACUUCCAACCCCUUGGCUUUGGGGUCAACGGACUGGUGCUGUCAGCUGUGGACAGCAGGUCUUGCCGGAAGGUAGCCGUGAAGAAGAUUGCUCUGAGCGAUGCCCGAAGCAUGAAGCAUGCGCUCCGAGAGAUCAAGAUCAUCCGGCGCCUGGACCAUGACAACAUUGUCAAGGUGUAUGAGGUACUAGGACCCAAGGGCAGCGAUCUGCAGGGCGAGCUCUUCAAGUUCAGCGUGGCCUACAUUGUCCAAGAGUACAUGGAGACUGACCUGGCCCGGCUGCUGGAGCAGGGCACGCUGACCGAGGAGCAUGCCAAGCUGUUCAUGUACCAGCUGCUGCGUGGGCUCAAGUACAUCCACUCGGCUAAUGUGCUGCACAGGGACCUGAAGCCCGCCAACAUUUUUAUCAGCACGGAGGACCUUGUGCUCAAGAUUGGGGAUUUCGGGCUGGCAAGGAUUGUGGAUCAGCAUUACUCGCACAAGGGUUAUCUGUCGGAAGGGUUGGUGACAAAGUGGUACCGUUCUCCACGACUGCUCCUCUCCCCCAACAACUACACAAAAGCCAUCGACAUGUGGGCAGCUGGCUGCGUCCUAGCUGAGAUGCUCACGGGGAAAAUGCUCUUCGCUGGGGCUCAUGAGCUGGAACAGAUGCAGCUCAUCCUAGAGACCAUCCCUGUGGUCCGGGAGGAAGACAAGGAAGAGCUCCUCAAGGUGAUGCCGUCCUUCGUCAAUAGCACCUGGGAGGUGAAGAGGCCACUGCGCAAGCUGCUCCCUGAUGUCAACAGUGAAGCCAUUGACUUUCUGGAGAAGAUCCUAACCUUUAACCCCAUGGACCGCUUGACAGCAGAGAUGGGGUUGCAGCACCCCUACAUGAGCCCUUACUCAUGCCCCGAGGAUGAACCCACCUCGCAACACCCCUUCCGCAUUGAAGACGAGAUCGAUGACAUCGUGUUGAUGGCUGCCAGCCAGAGCCAGCUCUCCAACUGGGACAGGUACCCUGUGAGCCUGUCGUCAGAUCUGGAGUGGAGGCCUGACCGGUGCCAGGAUGCCAGUGAGGUGCAGCGUGACCCACGCGCUGGCUCUGCGCCGCUGACUGAGGAUGUUCAGGUAGACCCACGUAAAGACUCGCAAAGCAGCUCUGAGCGUUUCCUGGAACAGUCGCACUCGUCGAUGGAGCGUGCCUUUGAGGCUGACUAUGGGCGCUCCUGCGACUACAAGGUGGGGUCCCCAUCCUACCUAGAUAAGCUGCUGUGGCGUGAUAACAAGCCGCACCACUACUCAGAGCCCAAGCUCAUCCUGGACCUGUCACACUGGAAACAGGCAGCCAGCACGCCCACCAUGGCUGCGGUAGCAGCAGACCCGGUGUCACGUGAGGAUGAGCCGGCCAACCUCUUCCUAGAGAUCGCUCAGUGGGUCAAGAGCACGCAAAGUGGCCCUGAGCGUGCCAGUCCUCCCCCUGAUGCUCCAGAGCACCGCCUCUCUGUCUCGCCCCCAGGACACCCAACACCCAUCGAUGGGGGUGCUAGUCCCCAGUUCGACUUAGAUGUGUUCAUCUCGCGUGCCCUAAAGCUCUGCACAAAACCCGAGGACCUACCGGAAAACAAACUGGGGGACCUCAAUGGUGCGUGCAUCUCUGAGCACCCUGGCGACCUUGUCCAGACAGAAGCCUUCUCCAAAGAAAGGUGGUGAGCACACAGGGGUGCGGGAGAACUUCCAGAGCAAGAUGCCUCCCAGAAAGCUGGACUACUUCCUUGCUCCCUCGCCCUUCCUUCAGCCCCUCUCUGCUGCAUCGGGGUUAGCAGAACACCCGAGGAUCCGGGGAGCGAGAAGAAUGUCCAUUUCUUAAACUGCCUUAAUAACUAGCCUUUAACCUCUGGGAGCGGGUUGGAACAGAGCCUGGCUGGAAGCUUUCACUUUCCCGUCGAAGUGGGAGGCCUGUGUUUUAUAACUGACAAUGCAGGGAUGAAAGGGGUGUCGAACAGCAGUCCACGGCCCCACCAAGGUCAAGGGGGCAGAAGCAGCUUGCAGACAUAGGUUCCAAGCCAUGCGACCCACAUAGUCUCAAAAUGGACAUGUGGGCCGAGAGAAGCCGUGUCUGAGUUAGGACCACAGUAUAAUGUCUUCCUCUGCUGGGGUCACUCUAGCUUGGUCAGCAAACUUGGUCCCAAGUGCUUCUAGCUGUCCCUUUCCAUCUGUCCCAUACAUUCUUUUAAGUUAGAACAAUGUACCUGUAUUUGAAAACUAGAAUCAGAACCACUUUCUUUCUCCCAGCUGCCAGACAUUUUUAUGACUCCCCAAGUGCUUAAAUGUCCUCCUUCACCUGCCACAUCCCUGUAUUUGCCCAAACUCAAGACCGUCUGAAGUUGUUGCUUCGGAUCAGAGCAGGUCAGGGUCUCUGGGUGAAUUGUCCCCUCCCAGGCCUGUGUGUGCCACCUCCUCCAGCAUGCCCUAUGCACUUCCCUGACACAGCCCAGCCCCCGCUCCCCAGUGGAUGUCAUCCACGGAUGAGUUUGAAGAUGGCAAUUUCAAGAAUCCCUCUUGACCAGUCCCCAGCUUCCCACCGCACCCACAUACACAGCUCCUCUCCAAACCUGCUUCAGAACCAAAUAUUCUCGGCACAGAUUGCUCAUUUGUAGGAGGCGCAGUAAGGUGUUUUCCACAGAAACAAAUGAGUAAGGAGGGAAGGUUCCACAGAGGGCCCGGCAGCCUUCAUUAAUGUUGCCCUUGAACCUGAGCGUUUAUUUAGGGCUAACCAGGAGCACUCCUAAGGGAGUGACUGGAGGGCUAGUCACCUUGGGGGCAAGAAACACAGAAAGAGAAACUAGGUGUUUAAAGGGGUUUACCAACCCCAAGUGUCCUGAGGAGGCAGCUAUCAACCUGGAGAACCCAAGACAAAGAAUUCAAAGUAACCAUGUCCUCACAGCUUAAGAUGCACUUGGAGUCCAAAGCCUCUGCAGAAGCGUGGGGUGGGGACACCACCAGUUCCCAGUCUGUCCCUGGAUACUCCGCCGCUGGUAUCUAUCCUCCCCUACCCGUGCCGACAUCCCAAAGAUACCCACAGGAAGACUAGCUGGUCUGUCAAGCAAUCUCUUUGGAAUGUAUUCGUCCUCACAUCGCAGCACCUUAAAUCUAGCUAACUAUGAUUUGUAUAUUGAACCCUACACGGCAUUAUAAACUUAUAUUUUAAAACAGAGUUAAUCACACUGACCAGUUUUAAGUGGAAAAUUUGUAAAUAUAAAGUGUUUAGGUUUUGCUUUUUAUUUUUCCUUUAAGAAAAUGCAAUGCAUAUCACUCCUCACGUGCCAUUUGUCCUCAGAGGGAAGGUUUACUUUUUGAGUAAAGGGACAUGCUGCUGAUUAGCCAUGAGUUCGCAGAGAACUGUCAUGACAGGAGAAUUGUUAUAAUUAUUCACGUUCUUAAAAUAAUCUGUUACAUAUUAUUAAACUUGAUCAGGAUGAGCCAAAUAAACUUUUAUGAACG
Molecule: messenger RNA, 4840 nt
Organism: Chionomys nivalis (European snow vole)
Lineage: Eukaryota; Metazoa; Chordata; Mammalia; Rodentia; Cricetidae
Gene: Mapk4
Product: mitogen-activated protein kinase 4
Exons: 6
Coding region: 1295-3049 (584 amino acids)
Biological process (GO): cell surface receptor signaling pathway; protein phosphorylation; intracellular signal transduction
Cellular component (GO): nucleus; cytoplasm
Molecular function (GO): MAP kinase activity; ATP binding
Source: RefSeq, a predicted model, not a curated record